UUACAGUCACGUGGUUGCUAAGCAGCGAAGCCAGGACUUGAUCUCAUGUCUGAUGACCUCAGACCCUCUCUUCUCUACACCCUCCCCAAAUAAACUCUAUUCCCGGUCCUUCUAAGGAAGAGGCUGUCACCCCAAUAGUUAAGCCGCACAAGGAUCUUCUAUAACUCUUUUCCAAUGUUCCUAAAUCCAGCCCAGACCUAGGGUGGAUUUUCUCCAUAGAAAGUUCCAUCCAAGGUGUCCCGAGACACACUUAGCAUCUCACAGCUGGGACAGUCUCCCUACAGUCUAACUGAAAUCCCUUCUAUUAUCACAGAAACACACUUCUUCCUGUCUAGGCCAUGAGAGACAUCAAAGGUCCGCAUCCUCCUUCCUGUUGGAGAGUCUCAUUACGCUUACAGAAUCCCAGAUCCCCACCUAUGUUUUACAUUUAAUCAGAAUCCAUGGUUGAGCACAGGGGCUGGUGUUUCUUCUAGAACUCACUCCAGGAGGCUGUGGCUAUGGGGAAGAAGCUGGUGAUGGCCCAGAAGCGCGGAGAGACGCGAGCCCUCUGCCUGGGGGUGACAAUGGUAGUGUGUGCUGCCAUCACCUACUAUAUCCUGGGUACCACGGUGCUGCCUCUCUACCAGAAAAGUGUGUGGACCCAAGAAUCUACCUGUCACCUGAUUGAAGCCAACGUCAAGGACCAUGAUGAGCUGGAGGGCAAGAAGGUGCCCCGGUACCCAUGCCUUUGGGUCAAUGUAUCAGUUGUGGGCCAGUGGGCCAUGUUGUACCACACUGAAGACACUCAGGACCAAAACCAACAGUGCUCCUAUAUCCCUAGCAACCUGGACAACUACCAGAUGGCCCUGGCUGAUGUGGAGAAGGUCAGAGCCAAUUUCCACGAGCACCAGGCUUUCUACUGCUUCUCUGCACCUCAAGUGGAGACCAGCGUUGUGUAUCGGCGCCUCUAUGGGCCCCAAACCCUCCUCUUCUCCUUCUUCUGGCCCACCUUCCUGCUGACUGGCGGCCUCCUCAUUAUUGCCAUGGUGAAACUCAACAGGUCCCUAUCCAUCUUGGCAGCUCAGAGGUAGACCAGUUCAGUCUGUGCCACGGCGCCGGAAGUCACCAGAGACAGCAGGGGUCAUGGGCAGGGCUGCUCAUCACUCUCUUCCUCUUGUCUCCUCUUUUGUUUGUUCAAUGUCUUUGGGAAGUCUGACGCCAUCGGAGGACAAAGGGACAGCCAGUUACAACUCUCCUCUCCCUGUUCUCAAUUAGUUCAUGUCUGCUUACCUGCUAGGUCACUAUUCACUCCCCAGAUGGUGAAUGAGUUCACCUCUGUUCCUAAGUUCUCUCUUAGUUCAAACGCCUGCCCAUCGCACCCAGAAUGUUGUCCUUGGCCAAAUUCAGCUUCUUUAAGUUGUCACCAAAACAAGAGCUCCCAUUCACAGGGCAACUCGGUGUAUUGCUUUUUGUCAAGGACAUUAAGUCACACACAAAUUAUUCUAAAAUUCAAAAUGACUGCUGUCCUUUAAUAUCUACAGGGACUAGUUCUGGGACUCCCUCAGAUGCCAAAAUCCCCUUAUAUAACUUGGUGUGGGGUGUGUGUGUGUGUGUGUGUGUGUGUGUGUGUAACCUCUACACACCUUCCUUGUGCCUCACAUCAUCUCCGGAUGACUUAUAACACCCACACCAAUGUUAAUGCCGCAAAUGGCUUUCAUUCUCUAUUGUUCAGGGAAUAAUGAUGAGGAAGGGACAUUCCAUGUUCACUACAGAUGCAGUUUCCCCCCAAAUACUUUCAAUUUGUAGUUGAUUGAAUCCAAUGGGGCAGAACCCGCUGAUACAGAGUCCGAGAAUAUUCAUUCACACAACAACACAAGUCUGCGAGGAAAUAAACACAAACACAUCAAAUAUUAA
Molecule: messenger RNA, 1893 nt
Organism: Myodes glareolus (Bank vole)
Lineage: Eukaryota; Metazoa; Chordata; Mammalia; Rodentia; Cricetidae
Gene: Kcnmb1
Product: potassium calcium-activated channel subfamily M regulatory beta subunit 1
Biological process (GO): detection of calcium ion; potassium ion transport
Cellular component (GO): membrane; voltage-gated potassium channel complex
Molecular function (GO): potassium channel regulator activity; calcium-activated potassium channel activity
Source: RefSeq, a predicted model, not a curated record